This is a messenger RNA of Cladophialophora immunda, 2056 nucleotides long. RefSeq lists its product as uncharacterized. Gene Ontology annotation, molecular function: FAD binding. The record is from RefSeq and is a predicted model, not a curated record. The coding region runs from base 44 to 1597 and encodes 517 amino acids. Lineage: Eukaryota; Fungi; Ascomycota; Eurotiomycetes; Chaetothyriales; Herpotrichiellaceae. The transcript has a single exon.
GUUCCUCGGAAAAGUCGGCCCUGCAUCACGGGCGCCUUCAAGCAUGAGCAAGCUUUACGACGUUAUCAUCGCUGGUGCAGGGCCCAUUGGGCUCUUUCUAGCCUGCGAGCUAGGACUGGCGCGUAUGUCUGUGUUGGUCCUCGAGCGGGAUGUCAAGGCUGAAUCGGCGUGGAAAGGCGAGCCUCUGGGGUUUCGUGGCAUGAAUACGCCCUCUCUUGAAAGCUUCUAUCGACGAGGCCUCCUACACAAACUCUUUAGCUCAGCUGAGCGACCUUCGUUUUACCAGAAAACCCCGGGCUUCCAAUUUGGCGGCCACUUCGCCGGUAUCCCGCUUAACGCCAACAAGUUGGAGAUGGAUCGCUGGAAAUAUCGUAUUCCUGGCCCGGCCUUGGUACCCGGUCCCACGACUAUCGAGCAGGUCGAGGCCGUACUUACGGAACGUGCUGAGCAACUGGGCGUCACCAUACUAAGAGGCAAUGGCUUCACAAAGAUUGUGUCUGACGACGACGAUACUCUCACAGUGGAAGCUGGAGAAACCCAGAUUUUUCGGGGGAAGUGGCUCGUGGGAUGCGACGGCGGUCGAAGCGUGGUUCGUAAAUCGGCAGGAUUUGACUUCGUUGGAACGGAGCCCAAAUUCACGGGCUAUGUGGUCCAGUGCGAGUGGGAUCACCCUGAGAAACUGAAGCAGGGUUUUCAUAUUACAAACGCCGGCUUAUACAUCAUAAGGCAUCCGGAAACUCUCUAUCUGACCGAUUUUGACGGCGGUGCCUUUGAUCGCACGACAGAAGUGGGCCAGGAGCACAUUCAAAGCGUCUUCCGCCGCAUAUCUGGAAUCACAGAUGUUAACAUCACGAAGAUACACCUCGCCUCAACUUUUACCGACCGGUGCAAACAAGCCACAAGUUAUCGCAAGGGCCGUGUCCUGCUUGCUGGUGAUGCCGCCCAUAUUCACGGGCCUCUUGGGGGCCAGGGCAUGAACCUCGGGUUGGGUGACGCUAUGAACUUGGGCUGGAAGCUUGCCGCGACCAUAAGAAGAGAAUCCGGAGCCGAUGGCGCUCCAGCAGACCUGGCACUUCUCGACUCAUACGAGAGCGAGCGUCACCCUGUUGGGGUGCGUGUGCUUCAAUGGACGCGCGCACAAGUCGUCGUGCUGCAACCAGACCCCUACGGCGAAGCUGUCCAGGCCCUCAUUCGUGACCUUAUUGACACUACUGACGGAACCAAUUUCUUCAUCGGGCGCUUCUCGGGCAUGUCUCAACGGUAUAUACUUGGCGACGGCGAGGCGCACGCUCACCCACUCGUUGGCUGCAGCGCUCCAGAUUUCGAGCUGCAUGACGGCUCGAGGCUAGGAUCCAAGUUGGAAGGAGGCCGGGGACUUCUCAUCGAUUUUGAAGACGACGCGAUCCUCAAGCAGUUGACUGUCGACGGAAAGUACGAAGCAAGGGUGGAAUAUAUUGGCCUCGGCGCACAAGAUACGCGUGGACUUCGUGCUUUGUUGGUCCGACCUGAUGGGAUUGUUGCUUGGGUGGUUGAUGGUAAUGCAAAACCAGACAUGGACGCGGCCAAGGCGGCACUGGAGCGGUGGUUUGGGUUCUAAGUUUCCAACCAAAGACUGCCAUAUGUACAUCAUCGACGCAACACAGCUCAGCCUCUGUUUUCUUGACACAUCAAUCAAUACUAGACUACUCUGUUCCUGGAUCAACACCAUCGGUCUAUCCCCAGCCUCCAUCCCAGACAUGAACACGAAUUUGACCGGAAUACAGACGCAAGUAUACCAAUGACAGAUCAAAAGAUUACCAAAGAGCAUGGUCAAUCUAAGAGCGGGGGGUGUCACGCCGACAUGAAUUUCUCAAUCAGGUUUCCACUCGACCAUCUCUCUCCUUUGGGAUUGCUACCUAUCGAAACUAGGCAGAUGGAAUGGAACUUAGGCAUCGAAGAACCAACUGCAUACCUAAGGACAUUGAAUACCUCUGCUGGUCAGUCUUCAUGCGACAUUCUUCUAGUGCAAGAAGUGGAGGGGUAGCUAUCUAACCCUGCUUUUACUUUUCAACAAGCC